Tremella mesenterica DSM 1558 is the source of this 2106-nucleotide messenger RNA. RefSeq lists its product as uncharacterized. The annotation marks the transcript as partial. NCBI's taxonomy places the organism in Eukaryota, Fungi, Basidiomycota, Tremellomycetes, Tremellales, Tremellaceae. Gene Ontology annotation, cellular component: plasma membrane. Gene Ontology annotation, molecular function: ferric-chelate reductase activity. The transcript has 7 exons. The record is from RefSeq and is a predicted model, not a curated record. Gene Ontology annotation, biological process: copper ion import; intracellular iron ion homeostasis; iron ion transport.
AACUGCGUCUACGCAUGUCUAGAUGCUCUCACCUUGGUCCAAUAUUCCGACAUACCCGUUGGAGCAUCCUACUAUACGGGGUACUGCAAUUCGACCAUAUUCGUUACUUCGCUCAUCUCAUGUGCCGAUACCUAUUGUACUCCCGAACAAAUUGAUGCGGGAUGGAAAGUGGAGAAUGGCUAUUGUGUGAAUUAUGGGUUCGUAUCUUUACCAUCCAUUGAGGAAGCAAGAGCAAAAGUUCCAGGAAAUGUGGAGACGGUGGACACUCUGUCUAUGACGGGGCAGAUGUACAAUGGGACUAUCGUACCUUCCCAGGAAGCAUUCGCGGCCGGAUAUAAGACCGAAAAUGUGUGGGGGAAAGAGUCAAUUUUUCAUCAAGCGUUCGGUUGGACCAUGUACCUGCUAUUUGGAAGUGCAAUCGUAGUCGGAAUGAUUAAUCGUGUUUACGCUUGGUUCGUCAACAAAUACCCUCUACACGAAGAUGAAAUCGAAUCGAAGCAAGGAUGGGCGGGGAAAAUGUAUACAUACUAUCGAAAGUAUUUCGGAGUUCCUGCUUUGUUCGGAUAUCGUCGUGCUCAACCUUGGGGCUGGUUUUCCAUUCCUACACGAUUGCAAGGAUUCUGGGUGUUUGCCUACGUCAUCAUCAAUAUCGUAUUUUGUACGGUCGAUUAUAAUCUGUUUGAGGAAAAUCUUUACUGGCCACAUCAGAUCGCAGUCCAGCGCUGGCGAUACGUAUCCGAUAGAACGGCCAUUAUCUGUUUUUACAAUCUCCCGCUGCUUUGGUGUCUAGCGGGUAGGAAUGAUGUUUUUCUUUGGCUAACGGGAUGGUCUUAUGCCACGAUGAACCUCUUCCAUCGUUGGGUGGCGCGGAUGGCUACCGUUCAAGCCCUUGUUCAUUCAGCCGCAUGGACCUGGCUAUACGUCAGCUUCUACGGUAACUACGCCGCCCAGUAUAAAGAUCUCUGGUGGACCGCGGGGGUAGUGGCCAUGGUUACCAUGGCCCUCAUCCUUCCUCUCUCCAUCCUUCCCCUUCGUCACAAAAUGUAUGAAUUCUUCCUCCUCAUUCACAUCGCUUUGGCCCUAGCUACGCUAGUUUUGCUCUGGUACCAUGUCCAAGUCUACGAUGGCGCGUAUAAUGGCUUUAUUUGGGCCUGUGUGGCAGUAUGGUGUUUCGACAGGGCUGUUCGUCUAGUUCGAGUCUUUGUCCUAUCUUUCAAAACGUUCAAAGCUGGAGGGUUCAACACGAUGGGCACCAUGACGGGUAGUCAACAACACGGACUUAUUAGAUUAGACGUGACAACCUCCAUAAACCUCACGCCUCGACCAGGUCAACAUUACUUCCUUUACACGCCUCGUUUGUUCAAUUUCUGGGAAAACCAUCCAUUCACCCUUGCCUCUUGGAACCAAAUCGAUGGACAUACACAUCUACAUUUUAUGGUGGCUCCUCAACGAGGUGCGACUCGACAAUUACAGCGUAAAUUGCGUCGAACGGAAAAUGGGAGUGUGAUGCUUCGGGUUUUGAUCGAAGGUCCAUAUGGAAGCACACACAAUCUUAGAGGAUUCGACACCGUCCUCUUGAUCGCAGGUGGAAGUGGUAUAACCGCCGUUCUACCUUAUCUCCAUGACCUUCAUCUUGCCGACUGUUCAUCCACUUCACAUGUUCGACGUAUCAUCUUGAUCUGGGCGGUGAAGGAUAUGGAAUACGCAUCGAAUGUCUUGAAACACGAAUUGAGCGAAGUAUCUUCGAUGACGGAAGUGAACAUUUACACCACUAGUAAGGAUGAAUCAGCGAUUCAAGCAUUGCCUGAAUCAGACAGCUCCUCGUCGUCAGAUGAAAUUGUGAGAUCUUCAAUGGGAGAAAAUGCCGAGAAAGUCGGAGAAGGAAAAGGUACCCGGAGAUCGACAAUAAAGUAUGGACGACCGCUUCUUAAAGAGAUACUGGACGAAGGAUUGAUGAAAUCUCAUGGGAGAGUGGCAGUAAUGGCAUGUGGCCCAAAUCAAAUGAUGGAUGACAUGAGGAAGAUUGUCGCGCAUGCUUAUGGUACGAAAAGGGGUAAAGUGUCUGGGUCGAGGAUGGAGUAUUUCGAAGAACAAUUUGCGUGGUGA